AUGUCUCAACCCGGUAUCAGAGUCGAUACCUCUUCGAUACGCAGAACGAACCCAGCCACAGUCUCAGCAGUCUGGUACAUUGCCGCGGAUGCCUUCACCACGACCGCUGCCGAGCGCCCCAAACACGUCACUGUCCUCCAUGUCGAGGAGGACAAUUGUCCGUGCGAUCUCUCUGGUCAAUCUCUUCGAUACGAGGCAGACCUUAGCUACCACGGGUCAGCAGUCCUCGCAUACCACUGGUUUCCAACGCCCCUUCGACACAAGCCCAAGAUUGCGAGAUAUGCAGUCUUCCUCUGCCACAUCCAUACUGCGAUAUCGCAAGACAAACGACACCUUAACACGUCAUUCAGCGCUCGUGUAGCUCAGCUAUCCCCGCAGGGCUCGUCUAUCGCCGACACUAUGCUGCCGCAGCCUACUUUCCUAGACGACGAUUCUAUUGCAACUGCGGACGACGGCACCGAUCACCACCACGAUGACAGUGGAUAUAUGUCUACCUUGACAACACCGGCGAAGCCCAACGACCGGAGGAUUAGCAGCGUUGCACCUUCAAUGAUACAAACAGCCCCCAUACCUGCGCCACCUUUCUUCGAGGUGCUGUUCGCUGUUCCCUCUGCACAUUUGGACACUCAUAAGCCCCCUCAGUUACGAACUGUAGAAUCAUUAUGCAAUCAACGCUACUGUCUGAGACACAAGCAGACGUGUCUGGAGCACGACCCAACGCCAUCACCACCCAUGUGCCCGAUUACGAUUCCGCAACUUAGGACUCAGAAUCGGCGGCUGAGGCGUAAACCACGUGUGCGCGAGUCUCAGAGCUUUGAGAGAGAUGUCUGGAUGCAGGUUGCGACAGUCUUUCGUCACCACCAGCCCACUAUGCCUGUGAUGAGCGAACACGACUACGCUGCACCCCUGAGCCAGGAGCGCAGGGCGUCGCUAUUUUUGGGCAUUUUUGGCUCGGUUCGUCCGAGUAGCUUUAGAUGGGACUCCACACCAUCGCUUACUGCGCCUUUGCGCGAGGGAUUUCCUGGGCUCUUGCCAGAUCGUCUGCCGGCGAUUGAUCCUCCUCCUGUGCCUGCUAUACUGGAAGCUUUCCAGUCAGACUAUCACACAGGGGUGACCGACCAACGGCCUGCGCGAAGCGACAGCGUACAGGAGCAUGAUCCACACGAUAACCACGGGCGCCGACCGCAAACCGCUCGCCGGGACGCAGAGUCAGGACAGGUACCAGCAACUUCACGGCCGCCUCCCGUCCGCUCACAAAGUCCAGCUUGGUUCGCUAAUUCACACGAACACCCACGGGCUGCACCCAACUCUUCUGCUCGGAUGCCACCGCCGACUUAUCACCAGCAUCUACAUGCCACCCACCUGCGCGAUGACCAAGGUCAUUUAUUCUAUGUUCCAAACACAUCCCACCUUCCGUCGCUAGAACAAACCCUCCGCCGAUGCGCGAAUCGGUCUUCGCUCCGGAGUCAAGUGUCUCAGGAUGAUGGCAAUCAGACCCAGGAUCGCUCGACCACAACUGCCCGUCGCAACGCCACUAGUGGGAAUGCAGCGGCGCAGUCUUCGCUGCGGAAUAUAGUGUCUCGAGAACAUAACGGCCAAGUUAGAGACGGUUCGACAAGUCAUGGGAUCACCAGCGCCACCAUCACCUCUAAUCGCAACGCAGUCACGGGCACUGGUGGCUACAGCCGCUUCACCAGUUACUCGCCUAGCGCCGAGGCAUACGUACUUCCUCCGAUCUCACGCUCUUCAUCUGCAGCGAGGCUCGCAUUAUCACGAUCGUAUCAAGCUCGCCUAUCACCACGCUCAACGAGGAGUCGUACCCACGAGACUCACCGUCCCACUAUCACCGAGCAACAGGCCUCUGCAAGUAGUCCAACGAGCAAUUCUCUCAGUCCUUUAGAACUCCAGGAACUGCAAGACCAGCACACCCCUCUUCCUACCCCAAUCGCUCCAUAUGCCCAACACCCAUCCCCAGACCGGAACACAAGCACAGCCAGCAUCGUAACCUUCGACAACCCCAACUCCUCGUCACCUCCCCUUACCCUCAUCCAAGCCAACCUGGUCGCCUUGGCCGAUCUCGUGAGCUUGAAGCAGUACACAGGCAAGUGCAAAAUAGCGCGGUCGUGGAAAGCCAAACUUAGCGAGUACGGCAAGCGGAUCAGGAACUACACUCAGGUCUUGUGCGACGCCGAAUCUCAUGAGCGCAAGAUGCUGCGGUGCAAGAUCGAUGUGCUCUGGACUGGACCUCUGAAAGACUGCAAAUGCAUCAUCUGUAUCAAGCGGUUGGGUCCUCCGCGGGACUGGAAGACGGAUGCGAUACGGGCGUUUCACGAGGUGCCGCGUGGGAGAUGGCUGGAUACUUCGCCUUUGGGGUAUCAUAAGCUGAAUUGGGGCGUGCCGGCUAAUCAAACGGGUAUGUAUGAGCCGGAGGUGUCGGGUAGAGGCCUGGGAGCAAUACGCUUGGGAGAAGAUGGUUUAUAA
Didymella exigua CBS 183.55 is the source of this 2481-nucleotide messenger RNA. RefSeq lists its product as uncharacterized. Lineage: Eukaryota; Fungi; Ascomycota; Dothideomycetes; Pleosporales; Didymellaceae. Bases 1 to 2481 code for a protein of 826 amino acids. The transcript is spliced from 3 exons. The record is from RefSeq and is a predicted model, not a curated record.